Molecule: messenger RNA, 2207 nt
Organism: Meira miltonrushii
Lineage: Eukaryota; Fungi; Basidiomycota; Exobasidiomycetes; Exobasidiales; Brachybasidiaceae
Exons: 1
Coding region: 139-2133 (664 amino acids)
Source: RefSeq, a predicted model, not a curated record
AGCUAAUACAACUGCAUUCAAUUGACGGGCCAAUCCGUACCUUUGGCAACGUUCCUGACGUUUCACCACCAUCUCCCAAAAGGAGCGUCUGUCUGUCUCUUGACAGAAAGGGAAUAAAAGACUAAGUAUUCGAAUCAAAUGGCGAUCAUUAACGCAAAAAGGGCUGAAGCGGAGGAGGAGGCUGAACGAAAUUCACGUAGAGAUGCGGAAGAAUAUGCUGCAAGACAUGAUACAGCAUGGCAACAGCCACCACCAGCAUAUGAAGAAGCAGCAACAGGAGAAUCAUCCACUUCAACCAGUGCUGGAGGUGGACAAUCUCAGAGACCGAAUGAUGAAAUAAAUGCAACAGAAAGAGAAAGGUUACAAGAGGAAGAGCUCUUUCGUCAACGCAACAGAGAACAACACAGAGAGAGAAGACGUGAAAGGCUGAGGCAUCAAUCUAUUCGAUUCAGAGAAGAUGACGUUGAACGAGAUGGGGAAGAAGAAUCAGAUGCAGAAUCAACGCCUUUGCUGACCAGAAGACAAAAGAUUUUGCUGAAAAAGAAAUUACGAUUUAAUUCAAAAUAUCGGCGAUCGUGUCGGUUUAUGGCAGCACUUCUUUUAAUCGCCAUUGUGAUCUUGCUCUUCUUUGACUUAUUCACGAAUGAUGGAAACAAUAAAGGCAAGAGUGAACCUUGGGAAUCAGACGGUAGACCGGUUGAAGGACCACAUUGGUCUCCCAUCGUAGAGGCGCCGCGUGAUGAAUGGAUCUCGCCAAAUUUACAGCAAUAUAUGUGUAAUACGUCCUUCUCCUUACCGGCUGAUACUUCUAUGACAUUCGUAAGAGCUCAUGGUGUAGCAUUUACCGGGCUCUUGCGUACAGGAUCAGCAGAUGAGGUUACGAAGAAAGAAUGGAACAUCAUACACGGCGGUCCUGGAUUGGAUCGGAUAGCUGUAGUUGUGCAGGCUCGAUUCACGCAUUCACGACUUCUCGAUUUGGUCACCUUGAAUAAAGUGAUCGACGACAAGAAUCCAGAGAACAUAGCAGAAGGGGUCAGUCUUAAUGCUUACGGUGUGCCUACCAGAGGCAAUGAGUUUCUCGCCUUCACGAUCAACGUUCUUUUGCCUGAUCCAACUUAUCGGUCCAAAGAGGGACUAGCAAGGGAUGGAACCUCAUUCAUACCAGCUCUGGAUCUUUAUGCAGACAAUUUACGAAUCGUCUUUGAAGGUUUUGCUCAGCCGUAUCGUGAUGGAACUAUUCCUGGAGUUACGUUUGGUAGGAUUACAGCGAAUGCAAGAAUAGCCGGAAUAUCACUUGGAAUGAAGUUGCUCGCAAAUGAGUCAGUCAGCAUGCGAGUUGAAACAGGUCAAAUUCGUGACAUCUUCUUCACGGAGGUGCUACCGUUCAUCAUCGCAGCCCCACGUGUGGAUCUGCUUACAUUGAAUGGACCCAUCUGGAUUUCAGGCGUUGUGGGAAUCGAAGAGGUCAAGCUACACACCAUCUCUGGCGGUUUGAAUGUCAGUCAGAUCGCUGUUGCGAAAAAGGUGAUUUGUUCAACUCGAGAUGGUGUUUUGGGAGGCAGAUAUAGCGCACUUGAUUCAAUUUCGGCAAGCACGACAACAGCAGAUGUUAGGGUAGAUGUGGUGGCGCAUAAAGACACCUACAAAGACCACAUUAGACAAAGUGGUUUGCUAGCCAUUAUUGAUCCUCACAAAGCGGCAGACAUUAUGAAGGAGCACUCAGGAAGUUUAUCUUGGAGGAAGUUGGAAGUCGAUGCUUUCACACAGACGGGAACUUCUUUCGUCAACUAUAUUGACCAAGAUCGGGAGACGCAGUUGUACUCUAAUGUGACAUCAAUCACAGGUUACGUCGAUGUGACCCAUUCACAUGCUUUUGAAGGAAGCUUCGAAGUUGAAACGAUGAUCGGAUCCGUCACUGUACAAGAGCCAGAUUAUGGAAAGCCUUACAAGAGAAAAGCAUUCGUUGUGGAUCUUGGUGAUGGUGAAGGAAAGAUUGGAAAGUAUAUCAAAGGAAGGGUUUGGUUCUUCAAACAUGGUUGGGAAAAUGUUGGUCCUGAUCGUAAUUACGGUUACCCGCAUUCUCAUUCGAGAAUGUAUAGCAAUAUAGGUCGUAUAAUGGGUACGUUCAACUGAUUGUCCUUAGGCUUUAAUUUUCGUGUAUACUAUAUCUUUUUAUUGUACGAUUUAAUGAUACCUUUUGAUGGAUA